AUGCCUGCGACCGUGCUGAUGCGCUACGUGCGCACGACUUGCGCCGCUGCCGUGGCUGUCGCCGCGGCCGUCUCGGCCCAGACGGUGACGCCGUCCAAUGCGACGGACCAGCUCGCCUCCAGCAACCGCCUCGAGCUCUUCGUCACUCGCGGCACCGUCGAAGGUGUACCAGUCGCCCAGGUCGUCCCGCUCACCGCCCGCGCGGCUGAUGACCUCUCCGCCUCCACUGGUCUCCCUGCCCAGCAGCUGUUCUACGCAACUGAAUCCACCGCCCAGCGUCUCAAUAACUCCAACAUCGCCUACAUCAAUUGCGACCCCGACGCCUACCGCGGAAACCUGCAGGCCAGUAACGUCCUUGACACCACCAUCGAGCGCGGCGCUACCGCUGCCCUCUUCUUCAGCACCUCUGCCCGCUCCUGUAACGUCACCGGUGUCAGCGACGACUUUCCCUACCUGUAUUCUAUGGUCAAUGCGACCACGUCGCAGCAGAUUCUAGACGACCUUCGCGCAACCACCAGCGGGGGCAACCAGCUCUACUUCGUUACAAUCCGCUCCACUGGCGAAUCCAACGGCAACGACACCAUGAGUACCGCCAACAGCGACACUGGUUCCGACCAGAACCAGUCGAGCAGCAACCCACUGGGGCCCUCGCCGUCCACCGCCGUGGCUAUGAUCAUUCUGUACAGCAUUACCGGCGUCAUCACUGCUCUUUUCCUCGUUAUCAUUAUCACUGGAGCGUUGCGGGCACAUCGUCACCCAGAACGAUAUGGACCAGGUGUGGUGCUCAACGGCGGAAGAGGAACAUCGCGCCAGACUCGCGUGCGCGGAAUCGCACGGGCAAUGCUGGACACCCUUCCAGUCGUCAAGUUCGGUGACAACACGAACCAACAGCAUCCCCCCAAGCCGACGGACGUGGAAAUGGGCGAUACAACGGCACGGAACAGCGCGGAGGACAUGCAGCAAUCGAGAGAGGCCGAGUCCGGAGCACCCGGGCCCGGGGCAACCGGCGGAGCGGGAGCGGCCGCCCCCAACAGCAGGAAUUCGCACGAAGGAGCUCCGCGCCCAGCCGCUGCAGGACCGACGAACGACACGGAACAGCAGCGGCAUGCUGAUGCGACCGAAGCGGGAAUCGCGCCGGCAGCCGCCGGCGGCAGCGCGGAAAACCUAGCUUCCGAGGGCGACGCGUACACCGGUUGCACCAUCUGCACUGAGGAGUUUGAGCCAGGCCAGGAUGUCCGCGUUCUGCCUUGCAACCACAAGUUCCAUCCCGAAUGCAUUGACCCAUGGCUGCUCAACGUGAGCGGGACCUGUCCGCUAUGCCGCAUCGACCUCAACCCUGCCUCGCCGACGGAUGAGCAUCAUCCCGACUCUGAGCACCACCAUAGCAACAGUGCCACCACCCGCCGCUCCGCCUCCAUCCUUGCGCCCCCGCUUUCCCCCAUGGAUGCCGCUGCCGCAAACAUCCCAUCGUCUCCCCAGCAUCAUCGCCGUAGUGUCUUCCGCGACUUGCUUCAUCUCCGCGGCCACGAGGCUGCGUCCAGUCAGGAGCGUCUUGCCAUGGCCAGACGCAUGGCAGGCAACCGCAACUCACGCGAUGCGAACGCUACCGCUACCGCUACCACUGCUGGUGGUGAGGUAGGUGAUGAGCGCCGCAGGAGCAGACGUUUGAGUACGCUCUUCAGGCGUGAAAGGCAUAGCGCUGCGCCAACGGAUGUGGAAGAAGGGCUGCCCCGGCCGCCGCCGCCGGUACACGAGAGGUCUCCUGCAGGAGAUGGUGACGCAACGCCGAGAUGA
Lasiodiplodia theobromae is the source of this 1794-nucleotide messenger RNA. Its product is annotated as Ring finger domain protein. The record is from RefSeq and is a predicted model, not a curated record. Bases 1 to 1794 code for a protein of 597 amino acids. The transcript has 3 exons. Lineage: Eukaryota; Fungi; Ascomycota; Dothideomycetes; Botryosphaeriales; Botryosphaeriaceae.